UCUCGGAGGCCGUAGGACUCGGGUGAAGAUGGCGGCAGCCGAGGCCGCGAACUGCAUCAUGGAGAAUUUUGUAGCCACCUUGGCUAAUGGGAUGAGCCUCCAGCCGCCUCUUGAAGAAGUAAAUAUCCUUUUGUGAGACCCCCACCCAACCCACUUCCACAAUAAGCUUACUUGCUAUACAUCUGGCUCCCCAAGAGGUCUAACCAUCCUCUUGCUUCAAACCAGUUUCCUCCGCUGUGCCCCCUAAACACUUAGGACCUGGCCCCAGCUGGCUCCCCCAGAACCAUGGCUGCUUCCUUAACUCCAUCUCCAGCCCUCCUCCCCUGCCCUUCCAUGUGUCUGCCCUGGCUCCGCCCUCUCUCCCUCCCUCCCCAGCUGUGGGCUGAGCUAGAGACGGGGCAUAGAGCCUGGAGAGAUGGUUUCCUGUGGCCAAGCAGAAAGUAGUGAGAAGCCCAAUGCUGAGGACAUGACAUCCAAAGACUACUACUUUGACUCCUAUGCCCACUUUGGCAUCCACGAGGAGAUGCUAAAGGAUGAGGUGCGAACCCUCACGUACCGCAACUCCAUGUUUCACAAUCGGCAUCUCUUCAAAGACAAGGUGGUGCUGGAUGUGGGCUCGGGCACUGGCAUCCUCUGCAUGUUCGCUGCCAAGGCAGGGGCCCGCAAGGUCAUUGGGAUCGAGUGCUCCAGUAUCUCUGAUUAUGCUGUGAAGAUUGUCAAAGCCAACAAGUUAGACCACGUGGUGACCAUCAUCAAGGGCAAGGUGGAGGAGGUGGAGCUGCCUGUGGAGAAGGUGGACAUCAUCAUCAGCGAGUGGAUGGGUUAUUGCCUCUUCUAUGAGUCCAUGCUCAACACUGUGCUGCACGCUCGUGACAAGUGGCUGGCACCUGAUGGCCUCAUCUUCCCAGACCGAGCCACCCUGUAUGUGACAGCCAUUGAGGACCGACAGUAUAAAGACUACAAGAUCCACUGGUGGGAGAAUGUAUAUGGCUUUGAUAUGUCCUGCAUUAAAGACGUGGCCAUCAAGGAGCCCCUGGUAGACGUGGUGGACCCAAAGCAGCUGGUCACCAACGCCUGCCUCAUAAAGGAGGUGGACAUCUACACAGUCAAGGUGGAGGACCUGACCUUCACCUCCCCCUUUUGUCUGCAAGUGAAGAGGAAUGACUAUGUGCAUGCACUAGUGGCCUACUUCAACAUCGAGUUCACCCGAUGCCACAAGAGGACCGGCUUCUCUACCAGUCCUGAGUCUCCGUACACACAUUGGAAGCAGACUGUGUUCUACAUGGAGGACUACCUAACAGUGAAGACCGGCGAGGAGAUUUUUGGCACUAUUGGAAUGAGGCCCAACGCCAAAAACAAUCGUGACUUGGACUUUACCAUCGACCUGGACUUCAAGGGUCAGCUGUGUGAGCUCUCUUGUUCCACCGACUACCGGAUGCGCUGAGGAGGUGCCAGGCUGGCCCUCCUGCAAAAGGGGGCUCAGGGGCUGGGCUUGGGGGACGGGAGGGUACAUCGUGGCUGUGUUUUUCAUAACUUAUGUUUUUAUAUGGUUGCGUUUAUGCCAAUAAAUCCUCAGCUGACCGUGC
Messenger RNA from Rattus rattus (black rat), 1586 nucleotides. RefSeq names its product protein arginine methyltransferase 1 (gene Prmt1). Gene Ontology annotation, molecular function: protein-arginine N-methyltransferase activity. The record is from RefSeq and is a predicted model, not a curated record. Gene Ontology annotation, cellular component: nucleus. The transcript has 11 exons. The coding region runs from base 416 to 1444 and encodes 342 amino acids. NCBI's taxonomy places the organism in Eukaryota, Metazoa, Chordata, Mammalia, Rodentia, Muridae.